Centropristis striata (black sea bass) is the source of this 1810-nucleotide messenger RNA. It is a transcript of the gene dct, whose product is annotated as dopachrome tautomerase. NCBI's taxonomy places the organism in Eukaryota, Metazoa, Chordata, Actinopteri, Perciformes, Serranidae. Gene Ontology annotation, biological process: ventricular zone neuroblast division; melanin biosynthetic process from tyrosine; positive regulation of neuroblast proliferation. Bases 1 to 1551 code for a protein of 516 amino acids. The record is from RefSeq and is a predicted model, not a curated record. Gene Ontology annotation, cellular component: melanosome. Gene Ontology annotation, molecular function: dopachrome isomerase activity; oxidoreductase activity. The transcript is spliced from 8 exons.
AUGAAGAACGCUCUGGGUCUCGGGCUGCUUUGUUUGCUCCUGUGGCCUGAGCCUGCAGAGGCUCAGUUUCCUCGAGUGUGCUGCACGGUGGAGGGGAUCGUGUCCAAGCAGUGCUGCCCUGCUCUGGGACCAGAUGCUGCUAAUGUGUGCGGAUCUCUGUCGGGGAGAGGAAGCUGCAUGGCUGUUCGAGUCGACAACAAACCCUGGGGAGGACCGUACAGACUGAGAAAUGUGGACGACAGAGAGAGGUGGCCCACCAAAUUCUUCAAUCAGACUUGUAGAUGUACUGGUAACUUUGCAGGGUUUGACUGUGGUCAGUGUAAAUUUGGCUGGACUGGACCAAACUGUGACCAGAGGAAAGCCCCCAUAGUACGGAAGAACAUCCACUCCCUGACCCCCACAGAGCUGCAGGAGUUCCUCGAUGUCCUGGAACGCUCUAAGACCACCACCCACCCAGACUACGUGAUCGCCACACAACACUGGCUGGGACUCCUGGGACCAAAUGGAACCGAUCCCCAGUUUGCCAACAUCUCCAUCUACGACUUCUUUGUCUGGCAACAUUAUUACUCUGUCCGGGACACUCUUCUGGGUCCUGGUCGUCCCUUCAAAGCCAUCGACUUCUCACACAAAGGACCAGCAUUCAUCACCUGGCACAGAUAUCACCUCCUCAGCUUGGAAAGAGAGUUACAGAGACUGACCGGCAACGAGAACUUCGCCGUCCCUUACUGGAACUUUGCCACGGGGCAAACUGAGUGUGACGUGUGCACCGACUCUCUGCUGGGGGGCCGAAACCCAGACAACCCGUCUCUAAUCAGCAACCAGUCCAGAUUCUCCAGAUGGGGGGUGGUGUGUGACAGUUUGGAUGAGUACAAUCGUCUGGUGACUCUUUGUAAUGGCACCAGUGAGGGUCCCAUUCAGAGAGGGAUAAUGGAAAGAGCAAACUCAUCUCUGCCCACGAUGACCGACGUCAGAAGCUGUCUUGGAAUCAGAGACUUUGACAGCCCUCCGUACUUCACCAACUCCUCCUUCAGUUUCAGAAAUGCUCUUGAAGGGUACGACAAACCAGACGGAGAACUUGAUGAAUCGGUCAACAACCUUCACAACCUCGUGCACUCCAUGCUCAAUGGAACCAGCGCUUUGUCUCACUCCGCAGCCAACGACCCCAUCUUUCUGUUGCUCCACGCUUUCACUGAUGCCAUCUUUGACGAGUGGAUGAGAAGGUUCGUUCCAUCCAACGCCACCUUCCCAGAUGAGAUGGCCCCCAUUGGUCACAACAGGGACUACAACAUGGUUCCCUUCUUCCCUCCCAUCACCAACGAGGAGAUUUAUGUUACAUCAGACCAGCUGGGAUACUCCUAUGCCAUUGCCCUGGAUGAAGCAGAUGGAGGGCCGGGUGUAUUUGUGCUGGGCUCCACUCUGGGGGGAGUCUUCAUCGGUCUCCUGGUGCUUCUCCUUAUCUUUGUGCUCUACCUGCGUCAACGGAGAAACAGAGGCUUUGAACCUCUGAUAAAAGCAGACUUCACAAAUAGAAAAUACACAGAGGAAGCCUAGAUUCCCCCCGUUGUUUUGAAACACACUUCAGUACUUACACAUACCUGAGAGAGACGGAGCAGCCAAUCACCAAUGUUUUGUAGGCCCCACUGUGAUGCAAGAGGAAGAUAUUAAUCCUGUAUCUGAGCUACACCUGUACUUUUUAGAUAUUAAAUCUAAUUUCAUAAAAGAACAAUUAUGUAAAUCAUGUAAUACCCAUUGAAAAAAUAUUAACAUAUUAAGACCAAUCAAAAUGAAUGUAUAUUUUAACUUUAGCAUU